Ilex paraguariensis (yerba mate) is the source of this 984-nucleotide messenger RNA. The record is from the annotation of a GenBank genome assembly. Lineage: Eukaryota; Viridiplantae; Streptophyta; Magnoliopsida; Aquifoliales; Aquifoliaceae.
AUGGCGGUAUUAGGGCGUCGAUUGCCAUUUCAAAGUGUCAUGAACGAGUGUGAUGUGUAUGGUGACAUUGAGUCGAUGAGUUUAUUUCAAAUAGGAUCAGAAGAUAGAGUUGUUUAUGUGUUUACAAAGUUAAAGAAGAUGAGUAGCCAGCAGAUUAAACGCACGGUGGCAAUCGGGAAGUGUACGUGGAUGGGUUCCGAUAAGGCGAGUCCUGUAUUAGAUCCACAAAAGAAGAAUACUAUAAUCAGAUGGAAGAGAAACUUUGCUUACGAGAUCACAAAGACCAGGGCCAAACUCGGAUACAACAUGACUGAGUAUAGCCUUCCCGCCUCUACAUUGAACAGUGGAAGAGUUUUCUUCAAAGACUAUGUUCUUUGCGGCAUUAAGAAGAAGAAACCACCACAAACGAAUCACUCACAGUCACAGGACAACUUUCAAGAACUAAUAGAGGGUGACUUGUUUGCCAUGUUAGCAGAAGAUCAUUAUCAUUAUGAAGCUGCUCCGUUGCUACCAUACGAGCAGAUUGCAUUAGGUGUCCCUAUUCCCCAAUUUGAAGGAUUUCCAUAUCAACAACACAUGAGCAGGGCAGUGGCCCCAGAAUUUGGUGCAUUAUAUUCUGGAAGAGACGGGUCUGCAGAAUUUCAAGCGCCAAAUAGUAUCAUGGCUGCCUUAGCAGAAGAUAAUAGUGAAGUUAUUCCCCAGGCAAUCAAUAAUGAGCCAAGCCUUUCGGUGGCCCAACUUGAAGGAUAUCAGUAUGAGGAAUACAUGAACUAUAAUAAUAACAUGGGGACAACACCAGUUGCACAAUGUGGAUCCAUCACAGAUGCAUCAAUAGCACUUGAAUCAGUAGAGUCUCCAAUAUUAGAAGAAUGCUGCUUGCUUGCUCUGGAAACAUGGGAUUACACUGAUCUAUUUAUGCUGGAUAAUACAAAUUGGGACGGUAUCGCUAGGGAAUUCCUUGUUGAACUGUUGCAUGGUGAUUAG